Daphnia magna is the source of this 3420-nucleotide messenger RNA. RefSeq lists its product as uncharacterized. NCBI's taxonomy places the organism in Eukaryota, Metazoa, Arthropoda, Branchiopoda, Diplostraca, Daphniidae. The record is from RefSeq and is a predicted model, not a curated record. The coding region runs from base 1 to 3420 and encodes 1139 amino acids. The transcript has a single exon. Gene Ontology annotation, molecular function: nucleic acid binding.
AUGUCAUCCUCAUCUCAAAAGAGCCCGUUUAACGGCUCAGUCUCCUAUGGCUACGAAAGUGAAACGACCUUGCUGCCUAUCAUCCCUAUAUUAAUUGAAGCUAAUGGCCGAACCUGGACCGGUUAUGGAUUGCUGGAUCCGGGAAGCCAAAUCUCAAUGAUAACCAACGCGCUUGCAAACGAAUUUGGACUUCAAGGCGAGAAGGGAAUUUCAAGAAUCGUAACGUAUCACGGCCGCGACACAACCGCAAAUACAACAAAGGUGUCUUUCACAAUCUCUUCUUUGGACAAAAGCAGUUCCUUCGAAAUCCCGAACUGUUACUCCGUUCCCGUCUUAAGAAUCAGAAACGAAAACGUUGACCUAAAGAAGUUGGUUAAGGAUUGGCCUCAUCUAGCCGGAUUGAAAGUUCCCACCCAAAAUUCCGUGGACGUUAACGUGUUGAUCGGCUCGUGUGAUAUGGCGCCGCAAGAGGUCCUGGAAAUCAAAAGAGAUCCGUUGAACGAGCGGGCCCCGCGAGGACUACGAACAGCCUUUGGAUGGUGUAUAGCUGGACCGAUCUCCCCAGCCGCCGUUGCACAACUGCAGUGCAACUCGCUCUCAUUAGCGCCCCCACCCGACCAAGAUCUUGUGAAUGCAAUUGAUCGCUUUCUACUCACCGAGACUUACGAAGACCGAGUAGGUGUCAAGGUGCCGAUAAGCGAUGAAGAAUUACGCGCGAACAAGAUCCUAAACGAAACGACGAAAUUCGUAGGCGAUCGAUACAAGUCGGGACUUCUCUCGAAACACGAAGAGCCGAACAUGCCCGACAACAGCCAGUCUACACUAGCGCGCUUUCUCAAGCUAGAACGAAGACUCAUCGCCGACGAAAACCUUGGUAAAAGGUACUCCGCAGCAAUCAACGAGUAUAUCAGCCUUGGUCACGCCCGAAAACUCUCAGCUGAGGAGGUUAACUAUCGUCCAGCUGGCCGAACCUGGUUUCUGCCUCACCAUCCGGUGAUAAAUCCGAAGAAACCUGAAAAAAGCCGCCCGGUCUUUGAUGCCUCCGCGUACUACAAGGGAAUGUCGCUGAACUCUGCCCUGCUGAAAGGACCCGACCUGCUAACCAACCUCAUUGGUGUGCUGAUACGUUUCCGACAACAUCCGAUAGCGUUGAGCGCGGAUAUUGUUAAAAUGUUCCACCAAGUAAGGGUGCGGCCAAAAGACGGGCCGACACUUCGCUUCUUCUAUCGUGACCCGGGUAUACAGGAACCACCCUCCGUUUACCAAAUGAACGUGCAACUCUUCGGCGCAGUUUGCUCUCCGGCAAUUUGUGCUCACGUUCUACGUCAAGCAGCCGAAGACGGCGGGAUUGAUGCCGCCGACGUUACCAACCAAAUAAUCGACCAUUUUUACGUGGAUAAUUGGUUGACAUCAUUCCCAACUGCCAAAGAAGCUAUUCAGCACGCAAAAAGGGUGGCAGACGUUCUACUUCGAGGAGGAUUCGAGCUCGCCCAAUGGGGUUCAUCAUGUCCAAAAGUUCUGUUGUCGUUGCCUGGCAAUCCAGUCUCAUCCAUCGAUUUAGCCCUACACGGAAUGCCCAUAGAGCGGACGCUGGGGCUCUCACUCGACUACGGCAGCGAUUCGUUUGUGGUGAGCGCAAGCAUAAAACUGGAUGGAGCGACGAAACGAGAAAUACUUCGAGAAACGUCAAGCGUCUACGACCCAUUUGGGUUUCUUUCACCGGUAUUGCUACAUGCAAAACUUAUCCUGCAAGCUGUAUGCAGAAAAUCGGUUGGCUGGGACGAUCAACUAGACCAGACGUCCGUCGAUGAGUGGCAACAUUGGGCCGUCUCCCUCUCGAAGCUAAAACCGCUCUCCGUCUCACGAUGUUUUAACCCAGAGCUACCAAAAGCGCGAGGUGUGGGACUUCAUCUGUUUGCUGACGCAUCGGAAUCGGCAUUUGGUGCCAUCGCCUAUCUCCGAUUUGACAAUCCCGACGGCGUAAAGGUGUCAUUUGUCAUGGCCAAGGCAAGAGUGGCACCCAUCAAAUACGUUUCGAUUCCCAGACUUGAGCUGUGUGCAGCAUUACUCGCCGCCCGUCUAGCAUCAGUGAUCAAGUCAGAACUCCGACUAAAAAUCGACCAAGCCACAUUCUGGUCGGACUCCACAACGGUUUUGAGAUGGAUCAACUCUCCACACUAUCGAUUUCAUGUUUACGUUGGAAACCGAAUAGGCGAAAUAUUGGAGCUGUCCGAAAGUAGUCAAUGGCGUUAUGUCCCUACAACUCAAAACCCAGCAGACGACGUCAGCCGUGGCGUCACAUCUACAGAAUUUUCCAUCGAGCAUCGUUUCUUUACCGGACCAUCUUUCCUCUAUCAAUCACCGCAAAACUGGCCGGCCUUCCCCGAUGUAAAACAGGGAAUUGACGAAACAGAGGAUCCCGAAGUUCGCUGUACGAGAUGGGUUGGUGCGACACUACACGUAACCGAUUCCAUUGACCGGCUCACCACGUACACCUCCCGCUAUCCGUUUUUAGUCGGCGUCGUCGGCUACGUCAAACGUUUCAUUAAUAAUGCUCGGAAUGAAAAAACCCAUCGUGAUUUCGGCAAACUAUCGGAAACCGAGGUCAAGAAUGCAGAAGCGGAAUUGUUUAGGCGCGCCCAGAUGUCUGCCUUUCCUGAAGAUUACAGUAAUAUAAGGGAGGGAAAGCAGCUCGAUCCUGGUUCAAGCCUAAUCACGUUAACGCCAUUCGUCGACCAUCAAGAAAUUUUACGGGUCGGAGGACGUAUUGAAAAUGCUCCAGCCCCACCGGAAGCUCGCCAUCCGAUCAUACUCCCAGCCGACGAAAAAAUCACGGAAUUGCUGAUUUAUAGUUUCCACCUCGAAUUCGUACAUUCCACUACAGAGAGAACCUUUCACGAAUUACGUAAACUCUACUGGAUUCAACGCGGACGAAAAACGGUUAGUAAAAUUAUAAACAUGUGUUUCAAAUGCAAGCAACACUACGCAAAGGCACUUUGCCCAAUGAUGGCCGCUCUUCCCGGUUACCGUCUGAAGCCUUUCUACCCCGCCUUUACACAAACCGGAGUAGAUUUCUUUGGCCCGUACAACGUAACGAUAUUCAGACGGAAGGUAAAACGCUGUGCCUGUUUAUUUACUUGCAUGUCAUCAAGAGCCGUGCACCUGGAAAUGUCGUGCUCUCUUGACACUUCCUCCUUCAUCAACUGCAUCAGUCGCUUCGAAGAUCGCCGUACAACCCCGAAACAUUAUCACAGUGAUAAUGGCACAAACUUUGUUGGAGCUGUGCGUGAAUUUUCCGAGUGUCUCCGUCGGAUGGAACAGCUAGCCAUUCAAGAUGGGCGAAAACGAAGAACGGUGACUUGGAGUUUCAACCCACCUUCCGCGCCACAUUUUGGUGGAACCUGGGAACGUCUAGUUUAA